AUGCCCCGAAAACACCGACCCCCGCGCCCCCGAGACCCAAAGGCCUGUCGGGCCUGUGCGCAUGCAAAGGUCAGAUGCGAGAGCACAGCGCAGGAUGGGAGCGCGUGUAAGAGGUGUCUCCGCUUAAAGAAAGACUGCACGACGCAGCUGCCUGGGGUGCAUAAACGGGUGGGUCCUCGGCCAGAUAUCGCACGGUUAGAGAAGAAAAUAAACGAUAUGGCGGCUGCUGUUACUGCUUCACCUCGACCACUAUUGAGCGCAAGCGCAGAUGGACCAGGAGGCGGUGCAACUUGUAUAACCCGACAGAGCAUCUUCGCUGAUAUCAGCAAUGAAGAAGCUCAAAGGAUGCUCCAUAGAUUCCAAACAGAAAUGGCUUCCUAUUUCCCGUUUGUGGCCGUCCCGCCAGAUACAACAGCCUCGGAACUACGACAAAGCAGGCCCUUUGUUUUUUGCGCGGUGGCUAUGGUGUCAUGCCGCGAUAAUAUAGAACGACAACUGGGCAUGGCACGUAGUAUCCGAGAGUAUGCCGGAUCUGCUAUAGUGGCCUGGGGAGAGAAAGGUUUGAACCUCCUACAAGGACUCCUGGUCUGUUUGGGGUGGUAUCAUUUCCAGCUUGAGCUUGGAUCUCAAAUACGCAGUAUUCUUCACUUGUCUUUGGCGAUGCUGAGUGAUCUAGGUCUAAAUUGCAGGCCGAGCUCGGUGAAGAGAAUUUUACCGUUGGAGAGCUUUCCAGCGGACUAUGAGAGGCAGGUUAUGCAUCGCACGCUGGAUGAGCGGCGGGCCUACCUUGGGUGCUUCUAUAUGAGUGCCAUGGUUUCAAUAUGCCACGGUGCCAUAGAUCCGAUAAGAUACACAGAUUAUACUGAGGAAUGCUGCCAUGCAAUUGCGCAGGCUGUGGAACAUCCAAAUGAUCUCUAUUUAGUGCACUUGGUGCGGCUACAUCGCCUCUCAGACAGUAUCGGACGUAUACAUUGUAGCCAAAUCGACCCUCCGGGGAUACCCUCGGCCCCUAUACCAGAGGCCAUCAAGGCCGUCGAGACAGAAUUGCGACAUUUCAAGCCAUGUCCAUCCAAUACCCUACAUGACUCUAUUUUGCUUCUGCAAUACCACAAUCUCGAAAUCAGCCUGUAUGAUGUCGCUCUGGAAGACGACUUUUUGACCAAUGUUGCAAGUACCUCGAAGCGUGCCAGUAUCCUCUUCUCAUGUUUAGCCGCAACGAGGACAUUCUUCGACGCGUUUUCGUCCAUCCCACCUCAACAAUACCCAAACCUUCCAUACCCAGUGUACGCGACAUACUCUCACGCACUCGGAACCUUGUCCAGACUCCUCCUCUUUACUGGCGAAGGCUGGGAUUUGGAACAUGCGCGCAGUAUUGUAGACAUUGACGCGACAAUUGGCACAUUAAUCACGGGGAUGGAGAAGGGAUCGAUGGCCCAGCACGAUGGACAACCAGAAUAUCACUUUCCGGAGGCCCUCGCCGAGAUGACACCACGUCUUCGUGCAUUCGGGGAAUACCACAAGAUAAAACGCAGCGCGUUGCAGACCAACUCGUCGGAACAAUCACUUGACAAAGACCCAGCCACAGCAUCUGAGGAUGCCAUCCAGGAUAUCAUGUUCCCAUUGCCCCACGGCCUUUCGUGGCGAAUCCUUCGACCACCAUGA
Molecule: messenger RNA, 1662 nt
Organism: Aspergillus versicolor CBS 583.65
Lineage: Eukaryota; Fungi; Ascomycota; Eurotiomycetes; Eurotiales; Aspergillaceae
Product: fungal specific transcription factor domain-containing protein
Exons: 5
Coding region: 1-1662 (553 amino acids)
Biological process (GO): regulation of DNA-templated transcription
Cellular component (GO): nucleus
Molecular function (GO): DNA-binding transcription factor activity, RNA polymerase II-specific; zinc ion binding; transcription cis-regulatory region binding
Source: RefSeq, a predicted model, not a curated record